AUGUUGUUGGAUUUGCUAAAACUGCAUCCUACCAACCGAAUACGUCCCACUGCUGGUUCAAAUAAGUCUCAAAGAUACCUAGUCACUUCUCGGGAUUAUCUUGAUUUUAUAGCAGACUUAGACGUAUACUACGAGGGAUUUAUCCAAUAUUCCGAUAUCUAUAAUAUAUGCGACGUGCUGAUUCAGAAUUAUCACGAGGCGAGACACGUCCAAGAUAUCUUAUUGGGGGCUUUCGACGAUAUGAUAAGCGAAUGUUGCAACCUAACUCUAAGGACGUUACUGGAUGAUCCAGAAAGUCCAGAGCGCAAGGAAACUGUCAACCAACUUGUUAGUCUUGUCAGGUGGAGUGAACGCAGGCCCAAUGUCAAGCCAAGCCUCUUUUUACGUUUUUUCAAGCAUAGGUCAAUGCUUAUGCCGUCACUGGAGGACUACCUUAGCAUAUGUCCGUACUCGGAUGCUGUGUUUGGGGUAUUGGUGAGCGACCUACAAAGUAUUCCUCGGUUUUUGAAACUCUCCAUCCAGUAUUUAUUUGAGAGGAAUCCCUGUCCGGUUCUGGCACCGCAAACAUACGCUCAACUAUUCAGCGCAUACAUGGCUUGUUGCGACUAUGCUUAUGCCUCCUAUUGCUUCCGUAUUCUUCGAAGUACUAUGCGCUCCCCGAAUUUAAACAUCGAUGCCAAUGCGGAAAGUGAUUUUACAAAACUGCUUUGCCUACGCCCCCACCGCGAGAUACAAUACGCCGAUCUAUUGCCCACUAUACAACUGCGACUCAACUCAACGCAGCCGAAGUAA
Hypoxylon trugodes is the source of this 792-nucleotide messenger RNA. RefSeq lists its product as uncharacterized. Lineage: Eukaryota; Fungi; Ascomycota; Sordariomycetes; Xylariales; Hypoxylaceae. The transcript has a single exon. The coding region runs from base 1 to 792 and encodes 263 amino acids. The record is from RefSeq and is a predicted model, not a curated record.